Diabrotica balteata is the source of this 819-nucleotide messenger RNA. NCBI's taxonomy places the organism in Eukaryota, Metazoa, Arthropoda, Insecta, Coleoptera, Chrysomelidae. The record is from the annotation of a GenBank genome assembly.
AUGUCUCAAUAUAUUUUAUAUUAAUGUAAGAAAACUGACAAAACAACAAGUGCCAUGAAAGAUGAUGAGUGGGUAAAAUUAUCCAUACAAUUUAAUUCUAAUUGUGGUACGGGAAGGACACCUAAAAUGCUUCGAAGCAAGUGGGAGUCUUUAAAGAAAACCACAAAGAAACAAUAUGCCAGUUUGAAGCAGAGUUUGUAUAAAACUGGUGGCGGUCCCGAAGAAUCUGACAUAAAAUUAUCGGGUGUUAGUAAUAGGGUGCUGGCUAUUGUUGGUGUGGGAGUAACUGGUACAUCUUGCAAAUUUGAUUCAGAUUUUGGGAAUAUCAGGCCAGAUAUUGAACAAAUACAGGAUGGAAUUUUACCAGUAGAGGAAAUUCUAGAUAAUUCAAUUGAGGUAGCUGCAGAAAUUGUUGAUGUAACGCCAAGUGAAGUGUGGGAUUCUUGGAACCCAUCUCAAUUGAGAAGUGCCAAACAUCCAGCCUUACAACUUCCAAUUGAGGAAAAUAAAGUAUUUGAAGAAAAUGGAGAUAAACUUCUAACUGCCCAGUUACCAAAGAAGUUUGAAGAACGUGAAACAAAAAACAUACGAAAACGCAAGUUGGGGAAGCAAGCUAUUUCAUCCCAGUUGCAACAGAAGAGAAAUACAAAUUAUUCUAUACACGAGGAACUGGCAAAGAAGAAAAUAGAAUAUAUAGAUUUUCAAAUUGCAUUACUACAGAAAGAAGCAGAAAAGAAGGAAGAGCGAUUAGCAGAAAAGCAUAAAUUAGAAAUUCAAAUUUUAAAACAGGAGUUGAGAAAUAAGAGAAAUAAAGUGUAA